Molecule: messenger RNA, 2124 nt
Organism: Uncinocarpus reesii 1704
Lineage: Eukaryota; Fungi; Ascomycota; Eurotiomycetes; Onygenales; Onygenaceae
Exons: 3
Coding region: 1-2124 (707 amino acids)
Biological process (GO): protein localization to membrane; vacuolar transport
Cellular component (GO): Golgi apparatus; membrane
Source: RefSeq, a predicted model, not a curated record
AUGGCAGGCUAUUCUAUUCGGAGUUACCGUGAUAACGACGCCAUUCCGGUGUUUGUGAAUAAGAUAUUCUCUGACGACUCGCAGCUCCAAUAUGCGUACUUCGAUCUCCCAUUUGUCUGCCCUCCAAGUGGUAAAAAGCAUGGAACCUCCGCCUUUGCUAGCGGGCAUAGUAUCUCGCUCAAUCUCGGAGAAGUCCUUCGAGGCGAUCGUAUCAGAAUUUCCGAUUUUGAAGUAACGAUGGGAAAAGAUGUUUCUUGCCAACUCCUUUGUCAUAAGGAGAUCAAUCGCAACGACGUUAAACGUGCGAGGCAGCUCAUUUCGGAUGGCUAUGUUGUGGAGUGGAUUAUGGACAAUUUACCUGGUGCAACGAGCUUCGUUUCCGUUGAUAGAUCAAAACGGUACUACUCCACGGGAUUCAAACUCGGCUACCAGGAUUUCUCGCCUUCCAGCCGUCAUCCCAGAUAUUUCCUCCAUAACCAUUUCACUUUCGUGAUCCGCUGGCGGAAUGCCCCUGGAAAGGCCGGGGCACAUGGUGGCAAGGUCAUCGUCGGGUUUGAGGUUUACCCCAAAAGCGUCGGGGACGUUGGUAGGUCUGCUGAUGGGUGCCCGAAAGAAAUCCACGCCAAGCAGGAACGCUUGGAGCUGUACAUCGCUCCGAACAAUACUAGACUGGCAGAGAAAUAUCCUGGCUCCUCAUACUUACCCGAAAACGACGACGACGCUGAUGAUGGCGCAUCGAUCACUGUCCCGUAUUCAUAUUCUGUCUAUUUUCGAAAGGAGGAGCAUAUUGGAUGGUCGAACCGAUGGGAUUUAUAUUUCUAUACCCACCAAGAUGGAAAAAUGACGCAUUGGCUUGCGAUCCUGAAUUCUCUGACCAUCUCAGCUGUAUUGGGCUUUAUGGUGCUGGUCAUCUGGGGACGAACACUUGCAGACGGAAAUGGAUCUGUGGAAGAAGGAAAACUGAAAUUAUCCGGGCUGAGAAGCGGAGCUCGAACUCCAAGGACCCCAAGGUUUGACGAAAAGCUACCCGGCGGACUUCUUGAUCAAGGUAUUGAAGAUGACUUGAACGACCGCUUCUCCGACGACGAGCUGGACGAAGUGGCAUCCUGGAAGCGUCUCCACGGUGAUGUCUUCCGUGUUCCUGCAUAUAGCGGACUUUUGGCACCUUUGAUUGGGUCAGGCAUGCAACUCCUUUUCAUGGCAACCGGUCUGCUCGCCUUGAGCUGCAUUGGCGUUCUUAAUCCUAGCUUUCGAGGUGGAUUUGUGAGCGUCGGUAUGGGUUUGUUCGUGUUCGCUGGUAUAUUUUCAGGUUACUUUUCCGGAAGACUGUACAAAACAUUCGGAGGAAGGAAUUGGCGGAAGAAUACCCUCAUUACGGCGCUACUAUUCCCUGGUCUGCUCUUCGCUUUCGUAUUUCUCCUCAACUUGUUUGUCUGGGCUCAAGCAUCUAGUACCGCAAUCCCAUUCGGCACUCUGGUCGGCCUAGUUGCUUUAUGGCUUCUGAUCCAAGUCCCGUUGGUUUACGCCGGUAGCUGGUACGGCUAUGAGAGAGCAACACCCUGGGAGCAUCCCACCCGCACGAAUGCGAUUCCUAGACAAAUUCCGCCACAGUCAUGGUAUUUGAGGACAAUCCAAGGAACGCUUCUAACUGGGCUUCCCGCAUUCGCUGUUCUUUUUGUCGAAUUGCUCUUCGUUUUCCGGAAUCUUAUGCAAGAUAAGAGCGGGUACUACUAUGUUUUUGGCUAUCUGAGCGUCAUCUGCACGGUCCUUCUUGUCACCGUCAGUGAAGUGACAAUCAUCGCCACCUAUGCUCAACUUUGUGCGGAGAAUCACCGGUGGUGGUGGCAGAGCUUUGUUACCGGAGGAAGCAGCGCGCUUUGGAUCUUCAUUUCUUGUGUUUGGUAUUAUUUGACGAAACUCCACGUGCGAGGAUUCGUUUCGAGCCUGCUUUUCUUCGGAUAUAGCUUCCUUGGCUGCGCUGUCUAUGGUUUGCUCAUGGGAACCGUGGGGUUCCUGACAGCGUAUACUUUUAUUCGCCGUAUAUAUAGGGUUUACGUUCGACCUUCAUUUCUCAACCGACAACCGCCAACUUUUUCGCCCAAAGAUCACCUGGCGCCAAUAUGA